AUGUGGAAGAUCGACCCUUCAGCUGCUACCUUGAGACGCGCUUACAAGCUGGCGGAUUUUUUUGGAGCAAUCAUCCUGGCCAUGCCCGACGACUUACUCAAUAACGAAGCACGUAUUAAGGAGAUUCCUCUCAGCGGUUUUGACUCGCUGAAGAACUCUGACGUGGUCUGGUUGCAAAAGGCUUGGUCGAGCCACACCAAAUUCUUGCUGGACGAGAAAUCGGAUCGCUUUCCGCCCCAUGUGGACCUAUCGUGUAUAUUGGGUGCGCUACCCGCCGCGGAUCAGAUACUGGCUGCACAGCCUGUCCAAUCUAGGCCAGAGAUGUCAGAGGCAGCUUCAAACUCUCCCAGCUGGGUACCAUCUUCUUUCCAAGACCCACCCCCCCGGAUAGACAUAUGGCACUUCGCGAGUUGUGGUGCCAAACUUUGUCCCACAGGCUGUUUCAGCUUGCGGGAAGAGAUAGUGCAAAGCCAGCACGACGCAGUCCUCAGCAUGCAAAAGAGUUUGAAGCACAAUCAGCUGCUCCGCACAUACGGCGAUGCCGAAAAUCUCCGUGUUCACGAUUCCUUAGCGGUGCUUUGCGGUCGUUCCGCCUACCCUGAUCUGGUAAAAGAUCUACUGAAGGGUCUUGCGAAUCAGAGGAUUCGAAUCUUUGCUGGUUUGGACAGCGGUUUCACACUUCCUGACGACGGUGGACACUUUUGGGCCGUGGCAGACAUCACCCAGGACAAGUUCGGGACCCUACUUGACAUUCACAUCUCCCUCAAGGCAUCCAAUGACGUGUCGACAAUAUGGCAUACCUUCCUAUCUUACAAUGGCGUGCCACGUCUUCAGCGGUUUGAAGAGGAGCUUCUGCUCACCUCAAGGCCAGAAACCGAAGGGGAAGCGCAGCUCCCACUCAGUAUCACUAAAGACCUGGAGUCAUGUUCCGAAUCCGAGCUCCUUUAUCUGGUCGAGCAGAUCAGGAUCUCAGAGUGCAACCACUCCUUCAAUCACGCUAUCUUGGAGGCGGCCGAACACUAUCUGGUCCAGGACCCAGAUCAGGCGGGUGUUUUCGCUGAGCUCUGGGUCCUCGGGUCGCAAUGUGAGAUCUAUUUUGGGCUCUCUCCUCGCACGCUGGGAGAUAUUGCAUACAAUAAGUAUCAGCUUUUUCUCAGCCAUAACCCACCCCCGGAAGAUUCUUGGGAUGGCAAAGAGGUGUUCACUGCAUACUCCGUUCAUGAAACAUCGAAGAGACUAUUGGAUACAGCGCCAAAGGCUUCACAAAAGGGAACGUUCGGCAUUUCCAAUGCCGAGAAGCGAAGCGGGAAAAAGCGUCUUACCAAGUAUCGAGAAGGAGCUGCCGCUGCUGGAGCUCUGUCGAUCUUCUGCUUUCCCGCUAUAAUUGAUGUCGUCCUCCUUACGUUCCUCGGCCGUGGGCUCUAUUUGACAGCCUUCAUGAAUGACGAGAUCAAAGUGAUGGCAGAUUACGCCAUCAUGACUGCUCUGAUCUUGACCGGAGGCAUUACAGGAUUCGUUGGUAGCACUGGCGGCUUUUAUCUAUUCAAUGCUGCGUUCGAUAACCUAGCGCAUUUCAUGGUCCAGCGUUUCUCGGCGUGCAUGGUCCUGACAAGUAUCAUUGCGCUUUGCGGCCUAAUUGCGUUUGGUGUUCAGUCUUCCUGGUUCGGAGGGUUGAUAUUUGUCCUGUAUCUGUUCCCGCUUUCGAUCUUCUUGACGAUCCUAGGGAUAUUUGCGACAAUGCAUCGACAGGGUUCAUUCUUGUCUUCUGGACGCAUUGAAAUGUGGAAGUUUGUACCCAUUCUUUUCAUUUCCCCUGUCCUGACAACAUUUGUCCCUAAUUGGGAUCUUCCGAUUUAUCUAUCGGUUAUCUACACGUUUACAUUUGGACUCCUCACUGCAUUCCGUCGUCUCUGCAAUGAGUGGACAAGUUGGCACCUCAGAAUACCGUCUAUCACAGAGAAGGACAUGGUCCAGUGGUACCAAGACAAAUAUCUCAAUCAGCUGGACGCGGACGAUGUGAAACCAGUGACAGCAGCGCGUCUGGCUCUCACUGCAGAAGUCUGCGAGAUCGAGGAGCGAGGAAUGUUCUGGAAACUAUGGAAUCGCGGUGGUCAAGAUGACAAGUUUGUGGAGCCCAUCGCACGCAAUCUGCGAGUGAUCGAGUUUCUCCUCGCCACUCAUUCUGGUGGUGAGGAGGUACCAGAGCUUUUCAGUUCGUCUUGGUUCGUCCAGUGCGGGCUCGCUCUAAACAACAAGAGACAGAUGAUGCGGGGACUUAAAGAGCACAGCGCAUUCAUACAGUACCGAUACUCACGCUAUGAUAUCGGUCAAAAUGUCGGCCUCUUCCUUCUUGCGUUGCUCGACCGCCUUGUUUCGACAGUCAUGUCGGCGCGCCUGCCUCUAGCACAAGCAUUCAAAACCACUUCAACAAGAUAUGCAAUAGGUUUCGCGUUGUUGCAUUUCCUCUGCGGAGCUGUAGCUGUGGAUGUGGUGCUGCAAAAACAGUGGGGUUUUGUCGCAAGCUCCUCUAAGAAGAAACUCAAGGAUCUCAAUGAGGUCAAUCAGGCAAUUGAGAACAACGAAAUGCAGCACCGAGAACGUUACAGGCGUGCACUCAUUCAUCUUAUGAGCUUGCUAUUGUUGACAUUUGGAACCUGCACAAUUUUCCACUGCCUUCUCGUAGACGAAUACACAACAUCCAUUCUUUUCUUCUCGGAGCCCGCCGCUUCUCUUGUCGAUCUGGCCAAUCAUGGAGCACGCAGAACCCUCCGCGGAAAUCUUAUCAAGGUUGAUCGUCCCAGGGAGAAAUUCACUGGGUUUAUUGCGAGAAGUCAUACCAAUCUGUUGGGCGUGAUGGUUUACAAGGGUCUGUACGACGUUAUUCCCAAGCGUCAAUCUCCAAUAGCCGUUGCGUUCUAUGACGCCAGGAACCGUUUGUACCGCCGCCUGGAAAUUCUCGGCGGCCUGGAAAAAACCUACCACUACGACGACAAAAGUCCAAGCAGGUGGCCGAUCUCGAAGACAACGAUACAAGCCGAUUGGAAACUUGAGACCCGAUACGACAAAUUUGGUCGUCCAGUCAGCGGUCAGCAACUCCGCAACGGGGUCGUUUUUGACUAUGAGUAUCGCUAUAAACACAGAAGUGUGGGAGACUCUGACCUUGUGUGUGCAACAUACAAGAGCGCAGACAAUACUGUUCCUGCUUUGCUCACAGUCUACUGGUGUGUCCGCCCGACGGCAACUUCGGACAGGAUAGACCGAUGGAUUCCAUCAAACAAGGUUCAGGCUGUCCAAGCUGCAUUUUUCUCUGGACAGACCUACGAAGUCCGCUGGAUCUACAAACAUGCGCAGGGCGCUGACAUUGAGGCCAGCGUAUACCAUGAGGGAAUGCUGCGACCCUGCUUCCCGCCAGCAGAGAUCAUGCAGGACAAGUAUGGAUUGCUUGAAAAGCCCAAGCAGUUCUGUUUCGAUGACGAAGAUCUUCUCAUCUAUCAUUCCUCGAUAUCGUUGCAACGGAUGAUACCUUCGAAGCGGGGAUACCUCGCUAAAGCAUUCAAUGCAGUGGUAUCAACUUGGCCCUUUCGUUACUUGCACUUGGGAGAGGUAGUCUCCUAUCACAAAUUGUCUUCUUCUGCCCUAAGAAGCGCACUUUGGGACUCCUGGCAAAAAGCACCUUACAUUGACGCGCUCACGGCAUCCUUCGUCGACGAACUUAUACUGCGCAAAGAGCCUCUUCUAAGAGAGUAUUGGCAGCUUCGCGACUCUGGAUUUUUGCGACGCGCCGCCGAAGUGCUAGACCAGGGCUUGGAACAGAUUGUUUCGGCAAUUGAACCUACAUAUGAAUCGUCGUCCAAGUGCCCGCUCAUCAUCAAGCCUGCUGAUCUUUUCAUCAUGGGCCUAGGCAAAGAUGCUAAUCAAAUGACCUCUCGUCUAGAUUAUGCAUACAGCGACUCUGAGACGGCCACGUCCGUAAUCUUCUCUGACAACGGUUGCUGGCCAGACAGCCCCGGAGGUGUUUCAAAUUGCCGCAGAGACUUAGUCGAUGGACACAAGACCAUCAAAGGGCACUGUUUGGCUGAGUCUGCGAACGACUUUGGCGUUCCACGAUAUCAGAUCGAACGCAACAUCGCAAGCUUGAAAGUCCUUCCGCUUUGGGGUCUAGAUUCUAAGACUGCGUAUCAUGGAAUUUUGGACAACCUUUUACAAACUCAGGUGGACGACAAGAUCUCUCAAACCAAAUUGGGGGGCGAUAUCGAGCAGAUCUUCAUCCCACUCCUGCGGGACUUUGUUCGAGGCGCGCGUUCGAAGCGCUACACCCGAAAAGAUCUAACUGUUUGCAGCAAUGUGUUCCUCAAAAUGAACAAAUACUUCGAAACAUGCGACUUCAACAAGACCUGGCAAAGCAACCAAGUGCGCGAAGCGUGGAUGGAAGCAUGGCUCGUUGAGUACGAUGAUCCCAACAUAUGGAACUUCAAAGACCAUUCAGCGAUCUUGCACCCCUCCUUGAACGACUUCCAAGAAGCUCUCAACCUGUACAUUGCAUACUUCUUCAUUUACUCUGUCAACCUACCAUCGCCAUGCCCAACUGUGUUCCAGACCACAAACCACGGCAUCGGCAGCUUGUAUGGAAUGCUGCUGAAGUAUCAGCGAGGGACUACUUGGGGUCUUUGGGAUCAUGCCAUUCUUUGGAGGGAGACCUGCCUCAAUAUCAGCCCUGCACAGUGCCUGUUGCCAUUGCCGGUACAGACAAUGCUACUUGCGGGGAUCAAGCUCUCGUGCCACUUGGCAUAUACCCACGUGGACAUCAUUCUCCCCUGCACGUCGGUUUUCAAUCCUGACUGGGAGCAAGACCUUGGGACCGAUCAAGGCUUACGAGGCAGUAAGAAGGUAUUUGCGCGGAAGAUUGAUCCUAUUGUCAACGGUAUUGGUAACAUGGAUCUAUUUGAGCCUAUCACGGAGGUCCGCAGCAAAUUCCCCACAACUGUCAUGUUGUCCAAUGUACAAUUCAUCAAGGACGUCAAGACCGCAGUGCUCGCUGCAGAUGUCAUUGUUAACAAGUACGGCUUUAAGGACUAUCAGCUUGUCGUUUAUGGUGCCCAGGAUCGCCAGCCGAGCUACGUCCUUGAAACGGUCCAGCUGAUCAACACCCGUGGCCUCGCCAGUAAUGUGACCUUGGCCGGCUUCGGCAGCCCCAAGGAGGUAUUAAAGGAUGCGUGGCUCUUCCUUAACUCCUCACUAUCAGAGGGCCUUCCUCUUGCCAUUGGUGAAGCGGCAUUAUCGGGCGUGCCAAUCGUGGCAACAGAGGUCGGAGCCACAUCUCUCGUACUUACUGAUCCUGACGAUAUGAAGAAGCGCUACGGCGAGGUUGUACCACCAAAUGAUCCGGAGUCGCUUGCAAGGGCGCAGCUUAGCAUCCUCGCCAUGAUGGGUGCAUGGGCAGAUUACACGCAAACAGCAGAACCUGCACCCUUGCCAUAUUCCUUCACUGCAGAGGACGUAACCAACAUCACAAAGCGCAUGUAUGAGAAGGUCGAAGACCGGAGAAAGCUAGGGUUGAAGCUCCGUGAAGUUGUUCUUCGUAGCUUCCACGGUCACCGCUACCUGCGCGAACAUGAGCAGAUGUUUUGGAUCCAGCGGCGAAGAGCAGAGAUUCGACGUUCUUCUGUCAAGAUACCGAGUCAUCCACAAGUGAGUGAGGUAUAUGGGCAGAGCAGAUUAUUCCAAUACGACUCCAAGACAGAAGAGUCGGGACCGCAUAAGAUGCGAUGGCAGCCCUUCAAACACCCGGAAAGGGCAGAAAAGAAGCAAGACGAACAUGACGUUGAGCGAAAAGCAGGAUCUUUAUAA
Boeremia exigua is the source of this 5847-nucleotide messenger RNA. RefSeq lists its product as uncharacterized. The transcript has 7 exons. Lineage: Eukaryota; Fungi; Ascomycota; Dothideomycetes; Pleosporales; Didymellaceae. Bases 1 to 5847 code for a protein of 1948 amino acids. The record is from RefSeq and is a predicted model, not a curated record. Gene Ontology annotation, molecular function: glycosyltransferase activity.